This is a messenger RNA of Porites lobata, 2299 nucleotides long. The record is from the annotation of a GenBank genome assembly. Lineage: Eukaryota; Metazoa; Cnidaria; Anthozoa; Scleractinia; Poritidae.
UUCGGUGUGCUAGUUUGUCAUGACGAUAAAAAAUUCGGUGGAAUUAUUGGUAUGGGAAAACGAUAUAUCGAUGUAUUUGGAAAUAAGAGCAACCCUGAGCAAGAAGAAUGGCUUAUAUUUUCCACAGUUUACGGCGAACUGCCGUCGGAAAAAGAUUUAGAUACUUUCACCGGUUUCUUCAUUUCCGGAAGUCCUCUGCUUCCAAACGAAGACCUCAAGUGGAUCAACGAUUUGAAGACAUUUAUCCGAAGAGCUUUCCAACACCCUGCUAAGCCUCGUAUUGUUGGCGUCUGUUUUGGACAUCAGGUUAUCGCCUCGGCACUGGGAGGAAAAGUAACUUCCUCUCCGUCGAAGAAAUUUGUUCUACAAAGCGAGAAGAUCAAAGCUAAGGAACAUUUUCGCUUUCAAGGCCACAAAGCUUUUAGAGAGCUUUUUGAGAGCCAUGAUUCUCUACGAUUGCUUGAGUCUCAUAGAGACUUUGUUGAAAUCCUCCCUGCUAAAGCUCUAAGUUUGGCGAGCUCUGCAACCUGCGAACAUGAAAUGGUUCAGUUUACGGAAAAUAUAUGUGGAAUUCAAGCUCAUCCAGAAUUUAAUGUGCAAGAUUACAAAGAAGUGAUAAUUCCUGGUAUGUUGGCUAGAGGUAAAAUUGACCAAAAAGGACAAAGACUUUGCGAAGAAACUCUUAAUCUGCCAUUGGAUUCAGCAAAAGUUGUGGCUGCAUUGAAGAAAUUUGCGUCUAAAGAGGAUACUUGACAAAUAGAAAGAACAUUGUAAAGUUGAUAAAGGAGUCAGUGCCAAAUUAUAGCUAUUUUUGUCAGAAAGGAUAACUGUCUAAAUUAAGGGAAAAGUCGCAUGAUAUGAGUAUUAAAGGUUUAUUCAAUCCGUUAAUUUUUCUUUUGGUCUCUAGGAACAACGUAUAAGGUAUGGAGAGAUCGGAGGUAUGGGAUGAUCCCGAUUAGGAUCAGUGAUCCGAGAUCACUUGGAUCAUGGUAGAUCAAAUGAACCGAUUAAUCCACUCGGGACAAGGAUUCAUCGGUUCAUUUGAUCUACCAUGAUCCAAGUGAUCUCGGAUCACUGAUCCUAAUCCGGAUCAUCCCAAAGGAAAGCACCCAGAGCGAUGUGCCCACCAUUACAAUCAGCGUUCUGCGCCACGAUGGGGAACUCUUGAUAAUAGUCCUCUAGCCGGAGAGUCUCCAUCCAAAAAGGGGGCCUGUUUUUGGCUUCCAGGCCCAGUUCUUUGAACGUCGAUUAGCGCUAACCCGGGAGAUAAUUUUUAAUCCGGGCCUCUUUUUCUUUUGUUCAAUUUGAAUUGUGACUCUGACGAGUGUUCUGUCUGUGACGAUUGUUGUGACCCUGAAGAGUUUUGUUUUUAUGCUUUCAUAUCUGAGUUCAAAUUUCGCACUAACCCUGGUUUAUCUGAACCCAGUUUUGAACAACCCGGCCCUGCAUGGUAUUUUAAAAUAUAACAGGAUAGGAGCUUUCAUGAUCGAUAAGAAAGGUUAGGGAUUAAGUAUUAAAAAAGGCUCUUAAGGCCCAAAAUAUCUCGAAUAGAAGCAGAAGCACCUCAGGACUGAAUUUUUUUCUUAUCUAUUAAACGCUGCAUGAGAAUGAAAAGACGGCUUCCCUGCUUUAGAUUCACAAGUUUAGUAAUAGCCUGCGAAUAUAACCGCCUUUGAAAGGCAUACGUGCAUUCUCUCUUGACAUCUUUCAAUAAAUAAAGAUACGCGUAUACGGAAGGCAUCCCUUUUCGUUGUCAAAAAUAGUAUAUAAAUGAGUAAGGGCUUAAUUAGGCCAUAUGUAGGGCAGUGCCUCCACAUAUAAAACUUUGUUAAGUAUCCCUCAGAGCUUUGUUUUAAUACCUUCGCUAGUGUCGGAGUCAGAGUCGGGAUCGAAGUUGAAGUCGUGUGUCGGGGUCGAAAUCGACGUCUGAAUCAGAAAUACUGUGUUCCAAACCGAAACAUCGGACAAAUAGAAUUCACCAUGUUAUUUUUGUUUUCUAUUUUCUAUUACUUUUCCUGUUGUAAGGAUCAGUUUACCUGUUUUAAUUCUAAAAUUUGGCCUAAAUCAGAGUCGGAGACGCAGUUGAAGUCGGAGUAAGGGUCGGGUUGGAGUAGCUGGAGUCGGAGUCGUAAACGGAAUCGGAAGCGGAGUUAAAGUCGGAAUCGGAGUCGGAGUUGAAGUCGAAGUCGGAGAGAUACAGAGAGUUGAAGAGUGGAAGUCGGAGUUGAAGCAGAAGAUUACGCGAAGUCGUAAGAGCUCUUAUGACCUUGUCGUUGACAAUAAAAAAUCAGAGUAUUAA